GUGGAAGUGAAAAUUAGAAAAAGGAGAAAGAAAAAGAACACAUCGAAUACCAAAUGGCUCCGUGUUGUACGAUGAUGAUUCUGCGCUGUCUUGUUCUGUUUCUGAUGGCAAGUAGUUCUUUGACAGCCGCCGCAAGAAUCGGAGCCACGACAGAGAUAAAGAUCAAGAAUAGAAAGAGCUUAGGGAUUAAAUACAGCCAUAUCUUUGGUUACUUACGUAAAGGCGUUCCCAUUCCUCCUUCUGCUCGUUCUAAGAGACUGAUCUAG
Messenger RNA from Camelina sativa (false flax), 266 nucleotides. The record is from RefSeq and is a predicted model, not a curated record. Lineage: Eukaryota; Viridiplantae; Streptophyta; Magnoliopsida; Brassicales; Brassicaceae.